AUGUUCUCAACUGACGCAAUGUCGUCCCCGUCUCCCAAGAAGAAGCCCGACCACUUAGGCGAUUUCACAGCCGGCGAAAUGAAGCUCAUCAUGGCCAGUGUCCUGUGCACCCCAGGAAAGCUUGACACCAACAAACUCGGAAAGCUGACCAACAUGAAGAGAAAUUCGGCAGCAAGCCGAUUUCCAUCUGUGAAACGAAAGCUCGAAAAGAUGUUCGAGGCUCAACUGAACACUCUGGACGAGCAGAAUAAUACCCCUGUGGAUGACAAUUCUCUCCCCAAAAGCCGCGCAAAAAAGCGUCGUGACAAAGUUACAGAACCACAGCCCGAGGCUGAAGUUGAGAACAAGACCAACGCUGGAUCUGGAGAAAGCUUUGAUUUUCCCGUGAAAAUGGAGAUCAAAGCUAAACCUGAAGAUGAUAUCGAAGAUCUGUGGAAGUUCAAUGCCGAUCUUAUGGACAUCAAGCCUGAACCUGUGGACUAG
Messenger RNA from Penicillium coprophilum, 483 nucleotides. RefSeq lists its product as uncharacterized. Lineage: Eukaryota; Fungi; Ascomycota; Eurotiomycetes; Eurotiales; Aspergillaceae. The record is from RefSeq and is a predicted model, not a curated record. The transcript is spliced from 2 exons. The coding region runs from base 1 to 483 and encodes 160 amino acids.